This is a messenger RNA of Cucurbitaria berberidis CBS 394.84, 1062 nucleotides long. Its product is annotated as 4-nitrophenylphosphatase. NCBI's taxonomy places the organism in Eukaryota, Fungi, Ascomycota, Dothideomycetes, Pleosporales, Cucurbitariaceae. The coding region runs from base 38 to 949 and encodes 303 amino acids. The record is from RefSeq and is a predicted model, not a curated record. Gene Ontology annotation, molecular function: alkaline phosphatase activity; phosphoglycolate phosphatase activity. The transcript is spliced from 5 exons.
UGUGAUUUGUUCCAUUAUCUCUACAAAACCUCAAACCAUGUCGAAACCCCAGUUCUUGACUGGCGACAAAGCCGCCAUUGAUGAGUUCCUCGCCAAAUUUGAUGUCUUCCUGUUCGAUUGCGAUGGCGUUCUCUGGUCUGGCGAUCACCUCUACGAGAAAGUCCCGGAAACGCUCGAGAUGCUGAGGAGUAAAGGCAAGCAGCUUGUGUUUGUCACCAACAACAGCACAAAGUCGCGAGCCGAUUACAAGAAGAAGUUCGACAAGCUUGGAAUACCCGCAGAAGUGGACGAAGUCUUCGGUUCCUCCUACAGCGCCGCCAUAUACAUCGCUCGUAUCCUCAAACUGCCGGCACCCAAGAACAAAGUGUUUGUGCUAGGAGAAACUGGCGUGGAACAGGAGCUUCAAUCCGAAGGCGUUCCAUUCAUUGGGGGCACGGAUCCCGCUUUUCGCCGCGACAUUCAACCGGAGGACUUUGAGAACAUUGCCAACGGCAGCAUGCUAGAUCCAGACGUCGGCAUCGUGCUCACCGGGCUCGACUUCCACACCAACUACCUGAAGACGGCGAUUGCUUUCCAAUACUUACAACGUGGCGCAAAGUACCUGGCCACGAACAUCGACAGCUCACUGCCAAUGGCGCAUACUCUUUUCCCUGGGGCCGGCUCGUCUGGUGCGGGUCUAGCAAAGGCUAUCGGGAGGGAACCACUAUCCCUGGGCAAGCCUAGUCAAGCGAUGAUGGAUGCUGUCGAGGGCAAGUUCCAGUUUGAUCGCAGCAGGACCUGCAUGGUGGGAGACAGGAUGAACACGGAUAUUCAGUUUGGCAUCGACGGCAAGCUGGGAGGCACACUGGCCGUCUUGACGGGUGUGAGUAAGAAGGAGGAGUUCCUCGCUGAGGGAGCGCCGACUGUGCCCAUGGCCUAUGUAAAUGCUCUGGGCGACUUGCUGGGUUGAGAGGCUCUAGAGCUGUCUGCGUAGAGCCAGUAGUGGGUUAGAAAAUAGAUAAACGGAGAGCCAAUGAUAGACAUACCAAGCCUAGCACUUGUAAUCACAACCUUGUGAGCCGU